Molecule: messenger RNA, 1314 nt
Organism: Trichophyton rubrum CBS 118892
Lineage: Eukaryota; Fungi; Ascomycota; Eurotiomycetes; Onygenales; Arthrodermataceae
Exons: 1
Coding region: 1-1314 (437 amino acids)
Source: RefSeq, a predicted model, not a curated record
AUGGUAUAUGGGCUUUCGCCAAACCUGAAAGAAAUUCAUAUAGAUCGCGACCGCCUAGGUGGUUUCGCAGCACGGUUUCCCUUGAAACCUGCCUAUAGUUGGAACCAACACUGGCAGGGUUUUACCUUGGACAAAAAACUUCCAGGGACAUUUCAAAAGGGUGCGCUAGAGCGCAUAGUGUUGUCCAAAAGAGAAACAGACAUCAUCAAACGGGAUAUAGAACCGUGGAGUGAGUAUACAGAUUUCUCAAAGUUGCGUGUCUUGAGGCUCUGUCCCGAUGUCUGUAACAUUCGGGAAGACGUGCUAGAGUACCUUUUGACCUUUAACUUUGCAUGUCUUGAGACAUUUGAACUAUGGAUGGGAAAAUUUAGUCGGACCUCCUUUUUUCUUCUGCCAUGCUCAUCUUCCUUUGCCCGUGCUAUUAAACGGUUUCUCGAACAAGUACCUGCUCUAUCGACUCUUAAGCUUCAGGAUUGGGACCCAAAACUUGAGCUGGAUGUUCUCCAAUAUUCCAACCUACGCAAACUUCAUUUAAAGCCAGUGGUUGGUUCGUCUGUAUCCCUCAACAACCUCAACCAUAUAGCCAAAUACUGCCCUUUACUUUCGACCCUUGUCAUAACCCUCCGCCGCCUUCGGGGAAACGCAGAUGAGGUCAAAAUGUAUAAAGUUCUAGGCUCUAUGGCCAGACUAGCCUACCUGGAUCUCUUAUUGGUUGUGGAAGACCCCAAGUUUCGCUUGGGAGGUUGCGGGAAGGCGCCUGAUAUUCCUAGCGAUCCUUCUUUCGAUGACUUUGACAAGGAAUUUUAUCCCCAGAUAACCCUCGGAUAUUACAAAUGCCCCCGUAAAGGACAUUUGCGGGAUGGGUUCAUAAAUAGUGCUCUUGACGCCGACCUGGUUUCCUCUAUUUUUCGCACGAUAAAUUCGGCUAAGCCAGAUAUAUCGGUCCUACUCAAAAAGAUGACCAUUAGAGUCGAUACAACGGAAUUCACAAAUGAUAUACAUGAUAGGGGCGCAAGUACGCUUUACUACAAUGUCCUCAGAUAUCUCGGUGUAGAGUGGACAGUAGAACGAAAUUACUCAGAUCUUACUAUGGAUAACCUCAUCGCGAUCAGAACAGGGAAGAACAGAAUCGAGUGGAAUAGAUGUUUUCAGUCCUUUGGUGAUACGUGCCUUGACCUAGGCGCUGUAUUCCAUAAUCUGUGGCCAUCAAAAGGGGGAUCUAGCGAAGCAAAUGACUGGCAUAGCUUCCCACUGGCAACGGGUGAUAAUGAAGCAGAAAUAGAGCGAUGGCUCAACAGAAACAAGUCAGGUUAA